AUGCCCUCAAAGUUGUUGUUGAUCACAUUACUGGCCUUGUCCGUGUCAUACUCGUAUGCCCAGAACGAUGAUGACUAUGACCCUCAGGCAGACGACGAACGAUCGCCACAACAGAAAGCCUUGGGUUCGACUGCCAGAAACUUCACACGCAGGUGCUGGGAGUUGUCAAAGUAUUCUGGAGAGAAGUCUUGUGACGUGUUCAACAUCUGCUGCUCCACUGAUAACGUGCUGAAUCGACUGAACGGAGACAAAUGUCAGACGGCCGAUCCGACCAACGGAUGUAGUGUUAACGCUGGUGUAGGUUUGAUAGUAUUUUGACUGAUUUCUUGUUCUUUUUGUAUCUCAAUUUAACGUUAUAUAUCGUACUUGACCUGAUUUACAACAUUAUUGUAUGUUAUCGGUAGUUGAAUGGCCUUAUCAUUAAUAUUACAUUACUUUAUAUUAUACUAAUCCCUUGCCGUUUGUAGGGUAACGAAAUCCAAUGGGCCCAAUGUGUAGCCUACAAUUGUACCGAAGAGAUCACGACGACUACUACAACAACACAAUCGCCCAGAUACGCCAACGCUAGUCCAGUGAGAUAUGGUAAGUGUAACAAGAUGACUAUAUAUAAUAACAUGGGCGUGGAGACAAAGUAACAAUAUUUCAAGUUAAUAUAACGAUAUAUCUACUAGAAAAUAACAGAUAAACAUAGAAUGAAGACAGUACUACAAUAGUACAGGAUCCUUAGAACUGUCUUAGCAGCCCUUUGUUUUUGGUAAAAAUAUGUUGACAUAGGUAAGCUUUGUGUCAAUUUGUACCUAUAUCUUAACAAAGAUGUUUCGAAAAAUUAAUAAGACCAGGUUUUUACUUUCUUCAUCUAAUAUCUAUACCUACAUGAGUGCUCCUCUCCAUUCCCUCUGUCUGCAGUAACAUUUACAGGGUGAACUAACGCAAUGUAAAUAUACACAUUUAGAAGAUAAUAGUAGUUUAGUGUUCGUACCAAUGUGGAACGCGACUACUGUACACAAACCGUGGUUAUUACUGUACGGUAAGAAGGGUCGAUAAUAUGUUAGUAUCUGUAUUGUCUUUUAUCUUGCCCUUGCUAUGUCGGUCUAAAAGUGAAUAGAAUAAACAAAAUAAAUUGUAUAUUAUAAUAAUUUAUUUUACAGUAAAGUAAAAAACACUGUUAUUACAGUAAUGCAGUAUAUUAUACUGUAAACACAGCCAAAAUAGAGCUACAGUAGAGUAAAAUGCCAUAGUUAAAAGUAUCAAAGUUAUAUAUUCACCAUUUUCAGGCACAAUGAUCGCUGUUGUAACCCCGUUGGUAGCGUUACUGCACUUGUAA
Molecule: messenger RNA, 1324 nt
Organism: Bursaphelenchus okinawaensis
Lineage: Eukaryota; Metazoa; Nematoda; Chromadorea; Rhabditida; Aphelenchoididae
Source: the annotation of a GenBank genome assembly